Molecule: messenger RNA, 1026 nt
Organism: Schizosaccharomyces osmophilus
Lineage: Eukaryota; Fungi; Ascomycota; Schizosaccharomycetes; Schizosaccharomycetales; Schizosaccharomycetaceae
Gene: rfc4
Product: DNA replication factor C complex subunit Rfc4
Exons: 3
Coding region: 1-1026 (341 amino acids)
Biological process (GO): DNA-templated DNA replication; DNA repair
Cellular component (GO): Ctf18 RFC-like complex; DNA replication factor C complex; Rad17 RFC-like complex
Molecular function (GO): DNA binding; ATP binding; DNA clamp loader activity
Source: RefSeq, a predicted model, not a curated record
AUGGGUGAUUCAGUUAUGUCUACUUCUUCAGCAACAAAAAAUGCGGUACGAUAUGAAUUACCUUGGGUUGAGAAGUAUAGACCGGUAGUACUUGAUGAUGUGGUUGGAAAUGAAGAAACAGUCGAUCGUUUAAAAGUGAUAGCUGAAGAUGGCAAUAUGCCUCAUCUGAUUAUUUCGGGAAUGCCAGGAAUCGGUAAAACUACUUCCAUCAUCUGCUUGGCAAAUAUGCUCUUGGGUUCAGCCUGUCGAGAGGGAAUACUAGAACUUAAUGCAUCGGAUGAGAGAGGUAUAGACGUUGUUAGAAACAAAAUAAAAGGAUUUGCCCAGAAAAAGGUGAUUCUUCCGCCAGGUCGUCACAAAAUAAUCAUCCUCGAUGAAGCAGAUAGUAUGACGGCAGGCGCACAGCAAGCUUUACGAAGAACAAUGGAGAUUUAUAGCAACACGACAAGAUUUGCUCUAGCCUGCAAUCAAUCCAACAAAAUUAUUGAGCCCAUCCAAUCUCGUUGUGCUAUUUUGAGAUACUCGAGGUUAACAGAACAACAAGUCUUGCAGCGUUUGCUUGAAAUAUGUAAAUUGGAAAAUGUAACAUAUACGGAUGAUGGUAUGGCCGCUCUUAUUAUGACUGCAGAAGGUGAUAUGCGACAGGCCGUCAACAAUUUACAAAGCACAGUGUCGGGCUUCGACUUAGUCAACGGGGAAAAUGUCUUUCGGGUGGCAGACCAGCCGUCUCCUGUAGCCAUCUAUGCGAUUCUUCAAGCUUGUCAUUCUGGCGACAUCGAUACGGCUUUGGCAAAGCUGAAAGACGUAUGGGGCCUUGGCUACAGUGCAGUGGACAUCGUCACAAACAUGUUUCGUGUUGUGAAAACAAUGAAUGAGAUACCAGAAUUUAGUCGGUUGGAAAUGCUUAAGGAAAUUGGAACUACGCAUAUGAUUGUUUUGGAAGGAGUACAGACAUUGCUUCAAUUGAGUGCGCUUGUCUGUCGUCUAGCCAAAUCACAAAUGAAUCAACAGGCAUUUGUGAUAUAA